Fopius arisanus is the source of this 1317-nucleotide messenger RNA. Its product is annotated as odorant receptor 13a-like. Gene Ontology annotation, molecular function: odorant binding; olfactory receptor activity. Gene Ontology annotation, cellular component: plasma membrane. The record is from RefSeq and is a predicted model, not a curated record. The transcript has 9 exons. Bases 54 to 1220 code for a protein of 388 amino acids. Gene Ontology annotation, biological process: detection of chemical stimulus involved in sensory perception of smell; sensory perception of smell. NCBI's taxonomy places the organism in Eukaryota, Metazoa, Arthropoda, Insecta, Hymenoptera, Braconidae.
UAGUCCGCGAGCCGUCGAGCAGUGAAGAACGAACACUCGGAUAUCACUUGCAAAUGAAAGGUGAUAAUAUUUUUUCCGAUGGAUAUUACAAGGCCAACAGAAUUUUGAUGAUUAUUAUUGGAAUAUGGCCGGAGUCAUCGCUGUCUGAGAAAAUUAUUGUCCGCAUCGUUAUGUCCAUAAUAUUGCUUUCCAUGUUGAUACCUCAGUACGUGUAUCUAUUCAGAAAGUGCGAUACUCUGGAUGAUAUGAUAUUUGGACUAAUAGCGCAGGUGUCAGUAGCUAUAGGAUUUACAAAAUAUUACUUCAUGGUGUCGAAUAUGAAACAGAUUCGAAUGGCUAUUGACCAGGUGCGACAGGAUUGGCGUAUGUUUGAUGAUUCCCCGGCCAUCGAAACUAUUCACAAUUAUGCUGCGAGAGGAUCACUCGCUACAAAAUGUUACAUAAUUAUCUUUUGUGCUGCAUAUUUAAUCUUCUCUGUUGUUCCACUGAAACAAGUUAUUUUGGAUGCACUGAUUCCCCUCAAUGAAUCGAGGCCGAAGAUUUUUAUAUUCGAUGUGGACUACUCCAUUUAUGGAAUUGAUGCACUUGAGUACUAUUAUCCAACGUUGAUACAUUCGUGUUUCAGUAGUAUGAUAGUGCUACAUAUGAUUGUGACUGUAGACACGUUUGUGCUGGUCAUGGUGGAGCAUUGUUGUGGGCUGUUUGAAACCAUUGGGGGUAUAUUGAAGGAAACGGAGCUGGAGAAGUCUGGGGUACGGCAAUUUAAAAUUAUUUGUCGUGCAGUGGUUGUACAUCAUCGGGCUAUUUCAUUGGCGGAAUUUAUCGAGUCAUCCUUCAACAUGAUGUAUGCUUUCGUAGUGCUAGCUAGCAUGGUGUUGAUCAGUUCAACAGGACUCGAAGCAAUUAUAAAAAUGGAUGAGGUGGCGGAGAUGACCAGGUUUUUAACAUUUACUGUUGGUCAACUGUUCCACUUGCUAUUCAUAAGUCUGCCAGGCCAGGAAUUACUUGAUCAUAGCACUCGAGUUUCCGAGCAAGUUUACAGCUGCGAUUGGUCUCGGAUAUCCGCGGAUGGCAGAAAAUUGAUAUCCAUCAUGUUGAUGCGCAGCAUGAAGCCUCUCCGGAUGACAGCCGGAAGGUUCUAUCUUAUGAAUAUCGAAAAUUACGGCAAUGUAUUGAGAACAUCGUUUUCGUAUUUCACGGUAAUGCUGUCGACUCGCUAAUGCUCUGGCUUGAGCAUUACAUGAUAUUUAUCGACUCCUGAUGUAAAAUGUGCUCCAUUGGAUUGGAUAGAACUUUAUAUUGUUAAAAAUUCUCAUU